Ilyonectria robusta is the source of this 2103-nucleotide messenger RNA. RefSeq lists its product as uncharacterized. The transcript is spliced from 2 exons. Bases 370 to 1719 code for a protein of 449 amino acids. The record is from RefSeq and is a predicted model, not a curated record. Gene Ontology annotation, biological process: regulation of transcription by RNA polymerase II. Lineage: Eukaryota; Fungi; Ascomycota; Sordariomycetes; Hypocreales; Nectriaceae. Gene Ontology annotation, molecular function: RNA polymerase II cis-regulatory region sequence-specific DNA binding; DNA-binding transcription factor activity, RNA polymerase II-specific.
CCACCACCACCUCCACCACCGCCGCCGCCAGCUUUCGCCUCACAACUCCCACCUUGAGGAACGCCUUGGACCUCGUCCAUACUACCAAUCACGCCGUGCUUUUGCACCUCUGAACGUCACGGCCGUGUAGGAACACGAAGCCCCUGAGCUUCCUGCUCCAGAAGCCUCGCCGGGCGUCAUUCCCUUCAGUCUCGCCUCACCACGAGCUCAGGCAGGCAGCACCUUUCACCAUCAAAACCUCAGUCCUUCCCUCGCGCCCACAUCUCGACGACAAGCCAACCCGCAGUUGUUGCAACAAGCAACAGGACCACCCGCAGCGGUUGUCGCAAGUAACACCAUCAUCACCACAGCAUCCCGGUGCGCAUAGCCAUGGAGGCGGCCACCAGUUUCUCGUCGCGUCGCCCUGCGGCAGGCGCUUUGCCUGCAUUCUCUCUGCCUCCUCCCACCGCAGAUGUUCCAAGUAUGGCAAAAUACCCCUUGUACCCUCCCCUCCCGGCCGGCUCCCACGAGCACUACCACAACUCACUCGAAUCCGCUCCGGCUGGGUAUCCCUAUCCGCCAUCAUAUCUUCCCCUCCCCGGCCCCCUCCCCGAUCGUCGCCGUUCCUCUUCCCCCAGUGUUCUGACCCCUUCGCCAGGAGCCAGCGACGGUCUGAGCCCAAGCCUCUCCAGCGUCAACACGGGCAGCUCCCAGGGCUCUCAGGCACCCGCCGGCAUGCACUACUCGUACGGCCAUGGAUCGUGGCCCACGCCCAACAACUCUUCGUAUACCGUCAGCUCUGCCGCUCCUCCGCAACCCGCCAUGGGCCACCAGCACUUUGGCGGUCGCCCCUCGAUGUACAGCCAGCAGCCCUCGACUAUGCAAUUCAACCAUCCCCGAACCUCCCAGUCGCCGCACCACGGAGGUGAGGGCCUCCCUCCCCCUCCCUACGGCGAGGUCCAGCACCCCUUUCAGACAUCCCUCUCCAGCGGAGGCAACGGCGGGCAGACGACUCCUGGCCACCAAGCACCCCAGAGUGCAAUCCUGAGCUCCCAGAACCCAGUUUCGACGCAGCCUCCCACUACUUCCAGUGCGCCGGCUCACGUUGACUCUUAUACGCACACGCGACCUCCCAGCAACUCCAAUUACUACACAACCUCCUCCACGCCUCAGCAGUCCAACUUUACUUCUUAUGCCCCUCAGCCCUCGCCAACCCAGCACUCGCCUUCGAGUGCUGGCCCCGUUCCGAGAGGUCUAGGCUCGAUCUCGGGUCCACAACAGGGAGGACCGUCCAUGGCCCCCCCUGCUCCGUAUAGACCAUACCCUCCUUACCAGUCCCUACCGACCAUGGGCGGGUCCGUCAUGUCGAAUAUUCACCAGCCCGGAGGUCAGAUGUCGAUGAUUCCCGGCAUGGGCGUUCCCCAAUACGGCCACCCGAUGAUGUACGGGCACGGACAACCCGCCCCUCAGUCUGAACGACCUUUCAAGUGCGAUCAGUGUGUGCAGUCCUUUAGCAGAAAUCACGACUUGAAACGACAUAAGCGAAUUCACUUGGCUGUCAAGCCAUUCCCUUGCACCUUCUGCAGCAAGAGUUUCUCACGAAAGGACGCCCUGAAGAGACAUCGACUCGUCAAGGGUUGCGAAGGCAAGACCGGCGACGGCAUCAACAGCACUGAAGGCAACGGAGCAGAUCGAAGUGUGGAUGGCGACGACAGCACAGAUGCGAAGAAAGAGUCGUGAACGCACAUUGGGGACGAGGGGUGACGACGACUACCCGGCUUUCGAACAAGACCCGCUCAUUUUGGGGUGUGAAGGCAAACGAGGGAUUAUUUCCAUUGUGAGAGCAAGCAGCGAGCUGAGGCCGCGGCUGCGAACGAGGAACAGCGAUACCUGAUGCGAGACAUAUCACCACCCACCACAUCCAUUGCAAGCAACAACGACUACGAUGUGUAAAAAGGCGCAAGGGCGCAAUUAGGAAAGGGGAGACUGGAUUAUUGGCGUCAAGGGAGCUCGUUGGACAUGAAGCAGUGGAAGCCCAACGGUGGGCUGAAGCUCUUUUUUGUUUUUAUUUCGUGAAUCUAUUAUAUCACACGGACCGGGACAAAUCAAAGGGGCAGGAUUCGG